Messenger RNA from Notolabrus celidotus (New Zealand spotty), 2525 nucleotides. It is a transcript of the gene rhebl1, whose product is annotated as Ras homolog, mTORC1 binding like 1. Gene Ontology annotation, cellular component: plasma membrane. Gene Ontology annotation, molecular function: GDP binding; GTPase activity; GTP binding. The transcript has 8 exons. Gene Ontology annotation, biological process: small GTPase-mediated signal transduction. Lineage: Eukaryota; Metazoa; Chordata; Actinopteri; Labriformes; Labridae. The coding region runs from base 378 to 932 and encodes 184 amino acids. The record is from RefSeq and is a predicted model, not a curated record.
UUUACGACGGUGUGCUUACACAAUGACAAUUUCCGUCAGUUUGACUUGCAAAUCGUAAUCGUGUUGAUCAAGCGUUUUAUUUUCGCUUCUGUUUCCGUUGAAACGACAGUACCAUCGAUUUGUACUAUCGCUCGAUAUCUUGUACAUUAAUAGAUACAGGGAGAGACAUUUUAUUUGAGUUAAGUACAAGUUGUACUUACUGUACUUAAACUCCGAACUUUCAACUCGGGGCCCACUAGAGAGCUCGAGCGGCAGCUCCGAAAAGUUUGUUGUUGUCACGUGACGUGAGACGAAUGUGGCGUUAAAAGUUUACUCAGGUAGUAAAACUAGGUGGCGUUCUACUUUAUCCCAGCCUAUUGAGCCCAGUUUUCACAACAAUGCCUCAACCAAAAUGUCGAAAGAUUGCUGUGAUGGGUUACAGGUCUGUAGGAAAGUCAUCUCUCACAAUACAGUUUGUGGAAGGACAGUUUGUUGACUCCUAUGAUCCCACCAUCGAAAACACCUUCAACAAAAUGGUAAACGUGAACGGUCAAGACUUUAAUCUGCAGCUGGUCGAUACAGCUGGACAGGAUGAGUAUUCAAUUUUUCCACAAUCCCACACACUGGAUAUCCAUGGUUACGUCCUUGUCUAUUCCGUGACCUCUGCAAAAAGUUUUGAAGUUGUGAAGGCUCUACACGACAAGAUGCUGGACAUGGUUGGGAAGAUUCAGGCCCCAACAGUUCUUGUAGGGAACAAAAAAGAUCUCCACAUGGAAAGGGUUAUUAAGCCAGAGGAGGGAAAGAAACUUGCUGAUACCAUGGGUGCUGCAUUCAUGGAGUCCUCAGCCAAGGAGAAUGAGACUGCUGUGGAGGUGUUCAAGUGUAUCAUUUUGGAGAUGGAGAAAGCUGAUGGAAAUGCACCCCCAGAGGAGAAGAAGUGUGUUGUGAUGUGAGAGUGUAUCCAGGACAUCAGUAAGCCCAGUUGCUGGAGACAGGAGGCACAACUUCACCAGCCAACAAAUCACAACCUCACAGAUACCAAGACACGGCAGUGGAUAUUUUUCUGCUUCAUUUAUACCAGAUUGAUUUAUAUAGCAAAACAACUGCCCAGACAGUCCGGACAUAAACUAUUCCAUAAGUUGUAAUCACAGAGAGAAUUUUCUAAGAGCUAGAUUAGUCUCUGUCGGAGGCAGAGAAGCACCAUCAGCAAACAUUUCCAUUAGGUAUUGGUUUGUAAUCCAUGACUCAGCAAAAUCUUGGUUUUGAGUUAAAUGAGAAAACAUAAAAACAAAAAAGCAUUGACAGAUCCCCUUGAAGUGCAUCAGAUGCAUGUAGUUGAACAUGUACUCUGAUGUUUGAGACAUCUUUUCUUAAUGUCUCAUAACUGACCAGUUGAGCUAAUGUACAGAGAGGGCUUGUUAACAUUUUCAAGGACUGGUAUUAUUUCAGCAAAUCUUUUUUUUUUUUUGACACUGAUGGACUGUCACAGUACACAUUUUUUAAAUGUGUUGUAAAAAUGUCAGUAUUUCUCACAAAUGGUGGACCCCCUGAAAUGAGGUUUUACACAUGAAAUCUCACUUUGGUUUCAUGGUAAUUUUUAUCAACUCAUCUUCAGGUACCUUUCAUCAAAGAACUCUGGAACUGUCUUCACAAUGGAAGCAUCUGUCUGUGUUUCAUAUAAACAUUCACAUUUUAUGCUCUUUGACGAAGCAGUAAGAUCUUUGUUUCAACGGUUGAAUUUCUCAUUGACUGUAAUGAAGAUGUUGUGGACAACCCUCAGAGAUUUAGUAUAGAUAUAAAUAAUCUUUGUAUUUACCAGUUAUGGCCUUUUAUACAGUAAAUAUAGAAUUGUAGAAAUUGGUUUGUUACUAUUGGCUUUAUGCUGAGUGGUGCAAGUUUGCUCUCCCUUCAUUACCCUUAGUUGAGUUUAUGGUUAGAAAUGCAUUAUAAUUAUUGAUAAUGUUGAGUUGCAAUUUUUGGAUUGCAUUUUAACACAGCAAAAGACUAUUUAAGUGGCUGAUGGUGACAAAAUUGGCUGGAAUUUUGAAGCUUGUGGUUUGGAGUUUAUGGAUCACGCAAGUUUUAUAAAAGUAAGCCAAGCUGGCAUGCUGUCCAUUUAAUUGAUCAGCUGGACUUGCAUGAUACCCAUCAGAUGCUUGAGAUCCUAAAUGACUUGUUUUUCUUAGCUCCUUUAGCCUUACAAAGAAAUGGCACAAUGUGGAUUUUUCUUUAUCAUCCUGAUGUACCUGUAGUGGGUAAUUGUAACUCUUUUAUUAAGUGCUUUGCUGAAUAGGUAGAUUUGUGGGUGAUAUCUUAUGGUUGAAGAGAAACUGGUGAUGCUGUGUCUUGUGCCUUACAGUUUUUCAAACUCUUUAUCUGCUUCCCGUUCAUGACUCAAGGUGCUCUCCAUGGUUUUGUUUUCCUUCUUUUGACUUGAUACUUUGGUGCAGGUGGUAUGAGCACCAUUACACUCUUGAUGCUCAAUGUUAAUUCUGAAAUCUUGCUGUAAACAGUUUUGUAUAUAAAUAAAUCUGUUACUCAUUUGA